CAAAGUUCUUCAGCUUAUCACUUCCUUAUUUAUGGGCAGAUGAGUGACAAUUGAGUUAGGGAGGCACAGUUUUAAGUGAAAGGAUGUGGACAUUUGCGCUCCUUGCCGUAGGGGUUGUAGCUUUAUGGCUGCUAUACAGAAAACGAAGUUUCUCUUUCCUCAAAGAUCAUGGCAUUCCAGGACCGAAACCCAGCCUAUUGUUUGGAAACAUGUUAGAAUUGGCGACAAAAACUCCAAUAAAGUGCUUAGAUGAAUGGUGUGAGAAAUAUGGAAGAAUUGUGGGGUACUACUUGGGAACGAGACCCGUCAUUCUCAUCACAGACGUGGAUUUGCUCAAGAGGAUUCAAGUCUCAGAUUUCACCAAAUUCAUGAACAGGCCUAACUUGCGUGGACCUCCACCAAGCAAAGACACGAAAAAACAGCCGUUCUCGCAGAAUCUGCUGCAGCUGAGAGAUAAGAGAUGGAAAGAAAUACGUUCAAUCAUCACUCCUUCUUUCACUGCGUCCAAAAUGAAGCAGAUGGCUCCUAUCAUGAAUUCGGCUAUUGAUUCCUUGAUGAACAACGUCGAGAAGAAAUGUGCGGCUGGCGAGGAAUUCGAUAUCUACCCAAUGUUCCAAGGCCUUACGAUGGACGUUAUUGGAAGGACAGCUUUCGGAAUCCAGACAGAUUCACAGAACGACCCAAACGAUCCCUUAUUGCGAUCUAGUAAAAUUCUUUUGUCUGGAGAUAUCACAAGUCCUGUUGUACUCCUUGCAACAAGCUUUCGAUCCCUUGCCGUCUUGUGGAACUGGCUGGGCAAAAUCAGAUUGAUAUUUCUGAACCAAGGCAAGAAUCCAUUCAUAGAACUUUUCCAAUCCGUUAAAGCUGUAAUAGCCAUGAGAAGAAAAAACAAAGAGGCUGGGCGACCGGAUCUUUUACAGUCAAUGAUUGACGCAGAAAUUGAUGAUUUGUCAAAAGUGACAGCUGACGACCUCACAGCAAAAGAAGGCGACACUAGUGAAACUGAAUCUAAAGGUUCGACCUCCAGUAAACUGAUCCGGCGGAUGACAGACACUGACAUUUUAGACAACUCUGUUCUAUUCUUCCUGGCAGCAUACGAGACCACUAGUACGGCUUUAGCAUUUACUGCACACUUACUCAUGCAUUACCCUGAAGCGCAGGACAAAAUACGACAAGAAGUUAAACAACUUUUGGAAACAGAGGGGGAAUUAAAUUAUUACUCUGUCAAUAAGCUGCAAUACCUGGACCAAGUUCUCCAUGAAUCUCUAAGAAUGUAUCCACCUAUCUAUCUUUUUGUAGGCCGAGAAUGUGGCGAAGACAUAGAUCUUGGCAAAAUCAAGUUGAAGAAAGGAAUGGCAGUUCAAGUGCCGGCCUGGAGCUUGCACAAAGAUCCCGAAUUGUGGGGCCCGGAUGUUCAUGAAUUCAAACCAGAAAGAUUUUCUCCCGAAAAUAAAUCCAAAAUUCAUCCAAUGGCAUUCCAAGCUUUUGGUCAGGGACCCAGAAACUGCGUCGGAAUGCGGUUUGCUUUCAUGGAAGCUAAAUUAGCUUUGGCGAGAUUGCUGUCCAAAUACAAGCUCAAGCCGUGCUCUAAAACAGAUAAGAGAGAUCCUGACCUGAGGAUAACAUUUGUCUCCAUCAGUCCGAAGCAUGGCGUCUGGACCAAAGUUGUGCCGGUGUGACGUGGAACAGGCUCGCCUGGAACAUUUAGUUAUGUAAAUUUGUAAGAGUAUAUGCAUGUGAUAUUUUAAAUCGAUCUUGGAAAUGUUAUCGAAUAAACUAUUUUAUUUAAACAAUCUUCAAUUAAUAUUUGAUAAAAUGAUUCAUUUUUUUCCUUACAUCAUUAUUCAAUGACAUAUACAGAGAAAAAUACGCGAUAUUUUGAUGAAUCUGAUCACUUCAAGAAAAAUCUGGAAUUGCA
Molecule: messenger RNA, 1918 nt
Organism: Argiope bruennichi
Lineage: Eukaryota; Metazoa; Arthropoda; Arachnida; Araneae; Araneidae
Product: cytochrome P450 3A9-like
Exons: 14
Coding region: 84-1679 (531 amino acids)
Molecular function (GO): heme binding; oxidoreductase activity, acting on paired donors, with incorporation or reduction of molecular oxygen; iron ion binding
Source: RefSeq, a predicted model, not a curated record